This is a messenger RNA of Heterotrigona itama, 611 nucleotides long. The record is from the annotation of a GenBank genome assembly. NCBI's taxonomy places the organism in Eukaryota, Metazoa, Arthropoda, Insecta, Hymenoptera, Apidae.
AUGCAGAGACAGCCGGUGGUUAACAUCGAAACUGGUAAUAAGAAACGGAUAUUGAAGAUGAAGAGUAAAGAGCAUGAACCGGUUACGGUGAAUGAAGCGAAUGACUAUCGAUCGAUGUCUUCCGGUGUUCGCGAGAAGACCGCGCAAUUGUCGGACACAGAAGGAAUCCCAGAUUGUCACACGAAUCGAUAUCGUAAGAACGCUAUCGGAGACUUUGGGAUGAAAUUCAGGCCGAUCUUCCGGCAGGGAUGCUCGAAACAUUGCACAGGGAUUAAAAGGGACGACUUGGACACCUCGAGAAAAGAACUCAGAAAUCUAUGAAAAAGAUAAGAAAAGUGUACAAGAACAUUGCCGCCCGGAGAGUAAUGGGGUUCAACUGCGACCUGCGCAAGUGUCCGAGCACCAUAAUGGAGUGCAGCACGACUUCCUGCACGAAGCCUGCCAUGCUUUUCACCAAGUAUCGCGGAAUGAAGGGAAAUAAUAAUACGACGAGGGACAAGGCCGAGGAAUGCGACAGCGUGAAUUGUCGCGCGGAAGGUACGGAUCAUGAAUUCAAGGUGCUGAAGGAUCAAUCUGUGGGAACGAACGUGGAAAAGGAAACGAGCACUUAA